AUGCCUCGCCAACAACGCCGUGCCGCUCCCACCCCCGCGCGCAGCGCUCCUUCUCGCCCUACGGCUGCUCCUGCCCGUCCGGCCCCCUCUGCUCAGCAGCAGGCGCCUCACUCGACCGCCGCGGCUCCCCAGCAGCACGCUCCUCCCAUGCAGGCUGCUCCUCAGCAGAGCGCCGGUCCCGGUCUUUUCGGCCAGAUGGCUUCCACCGCUGCUGGUGUCGCAGUCGGUUCCUCCAUUGGCCACGCUAUCGGUGGCUUCUUUGGCGGUGGUGGCUCCAGCGCCCCCGCUGAGGCUCAGCAGGCGCCCCCUCCUGCUCAGUCGCAGGGCAUGGACAGCGGUCUCUGGCAGAGCAGCGCUACCAACCAGUCCUGGGAGAACCCUGCCUGUGAGGCUAACGUUCGUGACUUCCGCAACUGCAUGGAUGAGAACAACGGCAACAUCAGCAUCUGUGGUUGGUACAUGGACCAGCUGAAGGCUUGCCAGGCUGCUGCUAAGCCGUACUAA
Messenger RNA from Penicillium longicatenatum, 504 nucleotides. RefSeq names its product coiled-coil-helix-coiled-coil-helix domain-containing protein. The record is from RefSeq and is a predicted model, not a curated record. The coding region runs from base 1 to 504 and encodes 167 amino acids. Gene Ontology annotation, cellular component: nucleus; mitochondrion. NCBI's taxonomy places the organism in Eukaryota, Fungi, Ascomycota, Eurotiomycetes, Eurotiales, Aspergillaceae. The transcript has 3 exons. Gene Ontology annotation, biological process: mitochondrion organization.